Arabis nemorensis is the source of this 879-nucleotide messenger RNA. The record is from the annotation of a GenBank genome assembly. Lineage: Eukaryota; Viridiplantae; Streptophyta; Magnoliopsida; Brassicales; Brassicaceae.
AUGUCCUCAUCCUACGACUGUAAUAGUACGUUUGGGUAUCCUUACAUAGUCGACCUUUAUGCUAAGGUGGGACUACAUCGUUACAAUAUGUCCGAGGGUACAAACUUACAGCUCGUUCGCGUAAUCAAAUACAAGAGUUCUAUGAAUUAUGAAGAUAAGCCUAGCAGUUUUGGUUUGACGGUCUCUCUUGCUCGACCUAAUGGUUACUUGCCGAUACAUGUCCCGGAACGCUCCACCGUUGCUUCCAUCUCCACGACGAGGUCCACCGAGGUUUCUUUAUUCUCCCCCGGGGCUUCCUCAUUCUCCACCGGGCCUUCCUUAUUCGCCCCCGUGAGUAUAUUCCGCCCUCCCCCUGCUUCAACCCUCCUUACAAGUUCCCUGAGUGGCCUUCCAGGGAUGCUUUCACCGAUAGCAACCGGUUUUACUUGUUGGAGGAAGCAGAGUUGCGAGACAAUGAUUGGAUUGCUCUAUAUUUGCAACUUCAAGUUGCGUUAUUUAGUCUCGAUCAUGUAUCCAAAGCCAUUGUUAAAGCGGCGAGCGAUAGAAUCUAUGAAUAAAGAAGUGGAGCCGCGCAAUGCGAAAAGUGCAUUUGUGUACAUAACUUUUAAGGGUUUUGCCAUUCGCGGGAUGAGUGAGGAUUUUGAACGCAAAGCUAUAAUCAGAAGAGUGAUCGAUGAGCGUACAGGAAGCUUGAGCCUCCUUGGUGGCUUUUCAGGUGAAGACCAUACUUUGGGGUAUAACCCUAAUAUGACUACUCUCGAGAGCUUUGAAUUUGUUAAAAAUGCUGUCCGUACUGGAACUGUUCCCUUUUCGGAACGUGACAAAUGCCUAUACACCUCCUACAUUUCGAACACGACCACGAAUGAUAAUACCACGUAA